UCCAAAGAUUUAUAGAUCAAAAUAUCGUAUUCAAAUAUUUUUUUGUGUGUUAAUUGAAAAUACGAGAAAAAUAAUAAAAUGGAAACGAACCAUAUUAACAACCGGGGAAAAAUGUUGCUCAAAUCCAACCAUCUGACUGACUGUAGUUUCUAUUUUCCGGAAAGUAAAGUCCAACUUAAAUCAAAUAAAACUUUGCUUGCCUUUGCAUCUCCAAUAAUGGAUGCAAUGUUCUUCGGCAAUUCUGCUUUUGUAGAAGCAGAGACGGCCAUCGUCGAAAUACAUGACAUCGAUGUGAAUGUCUUCGAAAAAUUCCUGCUUUGGAUUUAUGCUAAGGAAUUGGAUCUUGUGGACACGGACGAGGCAAUUGCUGUAUACCAGGCGGCAAACAAAUACGAAGUGAUCGAUUUAGAACUCAUUUGUGAACAGUAUAUCGUUGCAAAUGUGACUGUGGAAAGUCUUGGUUCGUCAUGGAAGUUUGCACAGCUGUAUAACAAAACUGAUUUGAAAGAGAAAGUGAUGAAGUUCAUUCGACGUUAUACAACUCAAUUUAUUGAUUCGCCACAAUUUCUAACGUCAGAUGCGACCAUGUUGCAAGCGAUUCUAGAACAAGAUGAAUUAUGGAUUGCCAACGAAAUGACGCUAAUAAAAGCGCUGGAACGAUUUGCUGAAACGAAUUCUGUUGAGAGAAAGGAUUUGGAUGCUGCUGUGAAAUGUAUCCGUUUCAAGACGAUUGACAAGGAAAAAAUCAUCAAAUUCAAAUCCGUUUUGCUAAGUGACGAAGAAAAGAUGGCUAUCGCGGCAAACAUAGAGUCAGACAACGCUUCCAUUGGUUACCCAGAUGGAUUUUCCAAAUCCACUAUACCUCGUUGUAUGGACUACGUUCGUCUAUCUGAAUGCGAAGAACGGCUUUUGAAAAGCGUCAAAGAACUACAUUACAGCGGAGAAGAAAUCGAUAAUUACAUCAAUUACGAUGAACGAAUUUCCGAGGGUACUAUUGGCCAGUUAGUAUUUACUGAUCUAGAGUGGUACACACACUUGAAAAUAAAUUCAGUUCUUCGGGAUCACCUUCCGAGACAAAUGGGCGAAGACAACGACAGCUACUUGACCAGAAUCUUUGAAGAUGACAAUCCUAGAAUUAUUGUGGCGUUAAUUUCUUGUUUGAAAUCCUUCUGUUUUCCGGAUUUUUUGGAGAUUGAAAACUUUGUCUAUUAAUUUUACCUAUAACUGGAGUGCUGAAAUUGAAAUAACCUAAACUUUGUAUGUCGUCACAAAUAACUAUUGUCUGCAGAAUGGGACAUUGAACUUUUGACAUUUUUUGUAUUUAGAUUAAGUAUG
Messenger RNA from Bradysia coprophila, 1335 nucleotides. Its product is annotated as BTB/POZ domain-containing protein 3-like. NCBI's taxonomy places the organism in Eukaryota, Metazoa, Arthropoda, Insecta, Diptera, Sciaridae. The record is from RefSeq and is a predicted model, not a curated record. Gene Ontology annotation, molecular function: protein binding.